Messenger RNA from Trichoplusia ni (cabbage looper), 2093 nucleotides. RefSeq names its product guanine nucleotide-binding protein-like 3 homolog (gene Ns1). The record is from RefSeq and is a predicted model, not a curated record. The transcript has 9 exons. NCBI's taxonomy places the organism in Eukaryota, Metazoa, Arthropoda, Insecta, Lepidoptera, Noctuidae. Gene Ontology annotation, cellular component: nucleolus. Bases 157 to 1890 code for a protein of 577 amino acids. Gene Ontology annotation, molecular function: GTP binding.
CCUCCGACAGACGGUUUCAAAACCGCACGAAAUGUGGUUAUGUUCAGUGUUGAACUUAACAUUAUAAAUAACAAAACUGUUAUUUAGUCUCAAGUUGAAGUUAAAGUUACGUUAUUAUCGUAGUCUAAUAAUUAGUGGUACCAUAAUUCUGACACAAUGGCCAAAUUCAAAUUGAAGAAACCAUCCAAAAGGCAGCCAGCCCGUCUCCGCUACAAAAUAGAGAAGAAAGUCAAAGACCACAACAGAAAGUUGAAAAAGGAAGCUAAAAAGAAUCCAAAGUCUAAAAAAGCUAAGCCUAUACAGAUUCCAAAUGAAUGUCCUUUCAAAGAUGAUAUAUUGAAAGAGGUAGAAGCUGUAAAAAAGCAUAAAGAGGAAGAGAGACAGAAGAAGAAGGAUCUAGCUAAACUCGAGAAACAAAAGAAGAUGGAGGAGAAGAAGAAUAGUAAACCUAGUAUUGGGGCAUUGGUAGAAAAUGCACAAGCCAGAGGCAAAGUCCACGAUGCCUUUAAAACUGAUGAUGUAUCAGAUGAAAUAGAAUUUGGAAAGGACAGAAAACAAGAAAACUCACUCAAGACAUACUACAGGGAGUUCAAGAAGGUUAUAUCUGAAGCUGAAGUCAUAUUAGAAGUUGUUGAUGCUCGAGAUCCUUUAGGCACCCGCUGUUCUCAAGUCGAGGAAGCAGUCCGCGAGUCCGGCAAGCGUCUGGUCCUAGUCCUGAACAAAGCUGACCUGGUGCCGCGCACCAACUUGGAGUCCUGGCUCAAGUACCUGCGCCGCACCGCGCCCGCAGUGCCCUUCAAGGCUUCCACACAAGACCAGCAACAUAACCUGGGCACCAGGAAAAUGAAGCAUAUUGUUAAGGAGAAACAAAUGAAAGGGUCAGCGUGUGUAGGCGCGGAGUUAGUAAUGAGUUUGCUGGGUAACUACUGCCGCAACAAGGGCAUCAAGACGUCGAUCACGGUGGGCGUGGUCGGCCUGCCCAACGUCGGGAAGAGCUCCAUCAUCAACAGUCUGAACAGAUCGAAAGCCUGCAAUGUUGGGAGCACGCCUGGUGUUACGAAGCAAAUGCAAACAGUACAGCUGGACUCGAAGAUCAAGAUCCUGGACAGUCCCGGUAUAGUGUUCCAGUCUGGUCCAGAGAGUGACUCGUCAGUGGCUCUGAAGAACGCGGUGCGAGUGGCCGCGCUGAAGGACCCGCUGACGCCCGCCGCCGCCAUCCUGCAGCGAGCCACUAAGGCCACGCUCACAGAACUCUAUGCCAUACCGGAUUAUAAUACGCCACAGGAAUUCUUCGCACACCUAGCCUCUCGUAUGGGCAGGUUCAAGAAAGGUGGAGUGCCUGACCAGGAGGCUGCAGCUAAGAUACUGCUAAAUGACUGGAAUACUGGCAAAGUCAGAUACUUCACAUUGCCUCCAGAAACACCAGAAUCCGAGGUCCAUGUGGAUGCUAAGAUCGUGUCAACAAUAGCUGCCGAAUUCGAUAUCAACUCCUUUGAGGCUAUGGAAACUGAAGCCAUGGACGAACUAGCUGCUCACGAUACAGGAGUUGAAGGAGUUAAGAUAACAAGCACGGGGCCAGUAAAAGCAGCUUUAGAAGACGACAUGCAGGUCGACGGCGAAGACGCGAGCCUCCUCCCGAACUCACUCACCAUCCGAUCAAAACUAGAGAAAGCAACCAAACCUAGAGAAAAGUCCAAAGCAGACCCCGAAAUGCUUCUAGAAGGGAACAUGAAACAGAACAAGCUCAGAAAAAUGCAGUUCAAGAAAGAUAAGAAGAAGAAAGCGAAAGAUGAGAAGCAAGCCGUCAAUCUAGCUGGUGUACUAGAAAAUGUAACACUUACGACGUACAAAAAAGAUGACUACGAUUUCAAAGAAGAUUUUUCUUUAUAGACUGACGUGGCGAACAAAAUAUAUUAUUUAAUCAGGUUACAAGUCGAUACUACAAUAUUUGUGUAGCUGUUCUUCAAGGAUAACUCAACAAUACAACUUACGGCCGUGAAUAUAAGAACUAUAUUCGUUAAGCGUUGUUUGCUUUAAAAUUGGCCACGAUUAUCCGAAUACUUGUGAGGUAAUUAAAUAAUUAUAAUUGUAAA